AUGGAAGCUCAAGAUCAACAGGAAUUUUGCAAAGGAUAUACUCAAGCACCUUCCGAUUAUGGUGUAAUAAAUAAUUUUCUUAAUGCUUUGAAAACUAUAAAGAGUCAAAACAUAGAAAAUUUCAGACAAAUUAUUAAUAUUAACGAAUAUAUGACUCCAAUUGAUCCAAAAGAAGUUGCAACAUAUAUCUCAAAUAAUAUUCUU
This is a messenger RNA of Racocetra persica, 204 nucleotides long. The record is from the annotation of a GenBank genome assembly. NCBI's taxonomy places the organism in Eukaryota, Fungi, Glomeromycota, Glomeromycetes, Diversisporales, Gigasporaceae.